This is a messenger RNA of Aspergillus fumigatus Af293, 540 nucleotides long. Its product is annotated as metallo-beta-lactamase superfamily protein. Gene Ontology annotation, molecular function: transferase activity. NCBI's taxonomy places the organism in Eukaryota, Fungi, Ascomycota, Eurotiomycetes, Eurotiales, Aspergillaceae. The record is from RefSeq and is a predicted model, not a curated record.
AUGGCUAUUGGUCAAAAACUCAUAUCGCUCCAAGCCGAUCCCACAUUCGAGGAGAUCGAGGCAGCUGGAGCUGUGGUCGACAAACAUGAUGAGGCGCACACUAUUCUCGAUGAUUUCUUUCUUGUAUCAGGCGAAAUACCCCGGCAGACUGCGUACGAGAACGGGCUGAAAGGAGGGAUGCGCUUCACCCACGAGGACAACGAUUGGUUUUCCGACGAGCUCAUUGCUGACGAACGGUUCUUGAUGUGGAAAGGAAUCGUCAUGUUCACAGGCUGCAGCCAUGCUGGAGUGGUCAACGCGGCCAAGCAUGCAAUUGAAUGCAUGGAUGGUUCUGUUCCUCUUCAUGCGGUUGUGGGAGGCUUCCAUCUGGCGACUAGUGAGGAGCAGCAGAUGGAGAGCACGAUCAAAGACCUGAAGAAGCUUGACCCGGCUGUGCUUCUCCCGGGUCACUGCACGGGUUGGCGGGCCAAAUUCGCCAUCGAGAGGCUUAUGCCUGGGACUCUGGUGCCUUGUACAGUGGGUAUCAAGGUUACAUUCUGA